AUGCCUUCUACCGUGGCGCGACGGUUGUUCGAGGACCAAAUACCCUCGAUAAUGUCAGUCUAUGAGGUGGACAGCGGCAUCACGGAUUUGGACCAGUCAAACCCUGUCACGAUUGUCGACCCCAAGAUGGUCAUGGAGGGCGCAAAGCUGGCCGGGAACCCACAGCCGGGGAUGAGGCCUGGUGCCUUGCAGUCAGAUUCCAUCCACCGGCACAACGACAGCACAUCGACACAAACAACCGAGUCGGCCGAUUCCUCCCCCACGACCACGCUAUCAAUCGCAGAUUCAUCUGAUCUCUCGGAUCCAUCCCCGUCUUCGUCUCCCGACUCGCCGAUCAACCUCGCCCACCUUCCGAGCUUCGCGCCGACCCCCUUUGGAGGCCUGUCCAGCAUGGCCAGGCUCACGGUCUCUGACCCAAACCGUGAUCGGCCCAUGACUUCACCUGGGCCCAGGCGGCUUAAGAACAUGAAGGGCCUGUCCAUCCAACCGCCCACGACCUCGUCGUCGUUGUUAUCAGAGCCCUCCUCCCCCUCUUUCAUCAAGCCCAUGAUUGCUCCUAUGAAACGCAAGCCCAGUCAACUUAGCCUCAAGACCAACACCUCAGAUCUCAUCACCCACACGACACUCGAGGUUCCGAGUUCUCCAACCGUCGCUCCCAUCCUGCAGCGCCGCGCCCUGAAGCACUCGGCGUCAACCCCGCAGAUGCUCUCCGGCCUCCGGUCCGCGACAUUUGGCCCCCCUGGGGGGAUGACUAUACCAACGGUGUUGGAACGGAAUGAAUCCGGCCUUUCUUCCUUCUUCCGCCCGUCACGACCGGUUGAGGGCCCUACAAUGAGCUCGACCAUCAGGGAAGAGGAAUCGCCGAUACGCCCGCAGGUCGCGAAUCGCAUCGCCUUCGAUACCGAAGACUACCAUGAGGUCGAGAACAACGAGGACCAAAAGUCACCUGGUUACCCAGAUGGUCCGGUUGCCAUCUACGGCGACAAUGUUUACCUCUAUCUCGAGCCGACUGCAGAUGAGGCGGCUCGCUUCGACGUGGUCAUCAAUGUGGCUCGCGAAGUUGUCAACCCCUUCAAGUCUACCGCCGACGGCCACCAAACUCCGGGGGCCAAGGAUACCCCCGACGAAGACUCGCCGAUUCCCGAGACUGCGGCGACGACCGCCAGCUUCGCCACGGCAUAUGAGUAUUUCCCAGAGGACAGCACCCCGACGACGCCGAAAGCGCAAUCGUUCAAGGAACCCGAGUACAUUCAUAUGCCUUGGGAUCACAACACCGAUAUCUCGCCUGACCUCCUGAACUUGUGCGAAACCAUCGACAAGCGUACCAAGGAAGGGAAGAAGGUGCUUGUUCAUUGCCAGCAAGGCGCUAGCAGAUCGGCGAGUCUGAUUAUCGCCUACGGUCUCUACCAAAAUCCCGAACUCAGCGUCAACGACGCGUAUUAUGCGGCUCAGGGAAAGAGUCGGUGGAUCAGCCCGAAUAUGAGGCUGAUGUACUGCCUGCAGGACUUUCAGAAGCAGGUGGCCAAGCGGAGGCUAACGCCGAGCACUGGUUUGAAGCCGCGGCCGGGGAGGAGCCCUGCUCACCGAGCGACCAUGUCUGUCGACAACAUUGAUGCGCCGACAAAGGAACCGCUUACCGCCCCUUUACCGGCCGAUGACCCGGCACCGAGAGAUACGGACACAGAGAUGGGGCAAAGUCGGGCGCGAGGGAACUCGACCCCCAACCGAGGAGAACCGAUCUCACCGGGCCCUUCGUCCGCUCCAUCGAGCUUCUCGUGGUCAGAAAAGGAAGAUGAGGCAGACCCGGGGAAGUUCGGCCGCUUCAACAUCGAUGCAAUGCUUGCCCCUCAACCAGCCGACUCGGAGUUCCCUCCUCCAUCCUUUUUAGUCUCGAGACCGCCGCCAUCACCCGGGCUUGGCUCGUUUACAUUGUCCAAGCCCCCGCCUUCCCCAGGCUUCGGUACUUUCACAUUGUCUAAGCCGCCGCCAUCCCCGGGAUUCGGUGGUUUUAGUCAUUCGAAACCCCCGCCGUCACUAGGCUUCGGCGCAUUUAGUCAAUCGAAAUCGCCGCUGACACUAGGGCCUGGCACUUUCAACCAAUCGCAACAACCCCCACCUUCACCUGGGUUCGGCGGCUUCACGCUGUCGAAGCCCCCACCGUCCCCCGGGUUUGGGAAGUUUACAUUGGGAAAGCCCCCACCGUCGCCGAAGCUUGCCCCUCCGUCGAUGUCGAGACCGCCGGCUCCUACUGGACUCGCGCCACUCGAGCUAUCACGGCCGCCAAUGUCACCUGGCUUUCCGCCGGCCGAUCCUUUCUCGAAGCCGCCUCCUUCCCCUGGGUUUGGAGCUCAUAGAUUUGGAUCGAAACCCGGCACCUUUGGAUUCACGUCAUUGAACAUCGGCCCUCCGCCGAAGCCGAUCGUCGAACAGGCGCCUCCGACUCCAGAGCGGUCUGUGGCAAUCAUGCCCAGCUUCCCGGAGGACGAGGCUCUCAUGUCGCCGCGCGCGGAGACGAUGACCAGCAAUCCAAUCCACCAAUCCUUUUCCGAAAUGACUGGGAUGCAGUUCGUCGAGAGCCCGCCGACGCCGGGCGACAACAUGUUUUCGCCGCGCGAAACCAUGUUCCCGCGCGACCCUUACUUCCCGUUUGCGAGGCCGGUACAAGUCGCCGAUCCCCGAAGCCCGCCGACCAAGGGCGAGACGCCGAUUGUGCGGUCGAUGGAUGACAUGCUAUAG
Molecule: messenger RNA, 2736 nt
Organism: Chaetomium globosum CBS 148.51
Lineage: Eukaryota; Fungi; Ascomycota; Sordariomycetes; Sordariales; Chaetomiaceae
Exons: 1
Coding region: 1-2736 (911 amino acids)
Biological process (GO): negative regulation of MAPK cascade; protein dephosphorylation
Cellular component (GO): cytoplasm; cytosol; nucleus
Molecular function (GO): protein tyrosine/threonine phosphatase activity; MAP kinase tyrosine/serine/threonine phosphatase activity
Source: RefSeq, a predicted model, not a curated record